Molecule: messenger RNA, 1583 nt
Organism: Oncorhynchus masou masou (cherry salmon)
Lineage: Eukaryota; Metazoa; Chordata; Actinopteri; Salmoniformes; Salmonidae
Product: actin-like protein 6A
Exons: 14
Coding region: 153-1457 (434 amino acids)
Biological process (GO): chromatin remodeling; regulation of transcription by RNA polymerase II; nervous system development
Cellular component (GO): SWI/SNF complex; NuA4 histone acetyltransferase complex
Molecular function (GO): chromatin binding
Source: RefSeq, a predicted model, not a curated record
GGAUAGCGUGGUAAAGUCUGUAUGGCGGGGUUAGGUUGAUCCACGUUACUUAAUUUAUUUUGUUGUGAUAAAAGGUUUAGCUAGCUGCCGGGAUUUUUUUCUUCAAUCGUAUUAACCAGAAAGUAAAAUUGUUUUGUGCAUCAUUUUCAAGGAUGAGUGGCGGAGUGUAUGGAGGCGAUGAGGUUGGAGCCCUAGUGUUUGACAUAGGCUCUUACACAGUGAGAGCAGGGUAUGCUGGAGAAGAUUGUCCCAAGGCCGACUUCCCCACGGUGAUGGGCGUUACCCUGGACAGGGAGGAUGGUAGCACCCCGAUGGAGACGGACGGCGGGGACAAGGGCAAGCAGGGCACCAACUACUUCAUCGACACCAACCAGCUGAGGGUGGCCCGCGAGAAUAUGGAGGUCAUGUCACCGCUCAAAAACGGCAUGAUCGAGGACUGGGACAGCUUCCAGGCCAUUCUAGACCACACCUACAAGAUGCAUUUCAAGUCAGAACCCAGCAUCCAUCCUGUACUCAUGUCAGAAGCCUCGUGGAACACACGAGCCAAGCGGGAGAAGCUCACCGAGCUGAUGUUUGAGCAUUACAACAUUCCUGCCUUCUUCCUGUGCAAAACGGCGGUGCUGUCUUCCUUUGCCAAUGGACGAUCCACCGGGUUGGUGUUGGACAGCGGCGCCACACACACCACAGCCAUUCCAGUGCACGACGGUUACGUGCUUCAGCAAGGCAUCGUCAAGUCUCCCCUUGCUGGAGACUUUAUGAGCAUGCAAUGUAGAGAGCUAUUUCAAGAGUUAAAUGUUGAAAUAGUCCCUCCUUACAUGAUUGCAUCAAAGGUGAGACCUGCUAAAGAUGCUGUACGUGAUGGAACCCCAGCCAGCUGGAAGAAGAAGGAGAAACUACCUCAAGUCACCCGGUCCUGGCACAACUACAUGUGUAAUACUGUUAUUCAGGAUUUCCAAGCGUCCGUUCUGCAGGUUUCAGACUCGCCGUACGAUGAACAAGUUGCAGCCCAGAUGCCCACGGUUCACUACGAGCUGCCCAAUGGAUACAACUGUGACUUUGGGGCAGAGAGGCUGAAGAUUCCAGAAGGCCUUUUUGACCCUUCCAAUGCCAAGGGUCUGUCUGGCAACACCAUGUUGGGAGUCGGCCACGUGGUGACCACCAGUGUGGGAAUGUGUGACAUCGAUAUUCGGCCGGGUCUUUAUGGUAGCGUGGUGGUCACCGGCGGCAACACACUCAUCUCGGGCUUCACGGACCGACUCACCAGAGAACUCUCUCAGAAGACCCCCCCUAGCAUGAGACUGAAAUUGAUAGCCAACAACACAACGGUGGAGCGCAGGUUCAGUGCCUGGAUAGGAGGCUCCAUCUUGGCAUCACUAGGAACUUUCCAGCAAAUGUGGAUCUCAAAACAGGAGUACGAAGAGGGCGGGAAACAGUGCGUAGACAGGAAGUGCCCUUGAUCGACCACCAACAGCAUCUGCUGCCUCCAGAACUCACAAUAACAUGUCUAGUUUAACCUUUUACUGUGUGCUCAGGAACACCCAAGGACGGUAGUUCUGUCGAUUUAAAAAAAUGUUUUUUUUAAA